Messenger RNA from Vigna radiata var. radiata (mung bean), 2688 nucleotides. Its product is annotated as LRR receptor-like serine/threonine-protein kinase IOS1. Gene Ontology annotation, molecular function: ATP binding; protein binding; protein kinase activity. The transcript has 14 exons. Bases 1 to 2688 code for a protein of 895 amino acids. Gene Ontology annotation, biological process: protein phosphorylation. Lineage: Eukaryota; Viridiplantae; Streptophyta; Magnoliopsida; Fabales; Fabaceae. The record is from RefSeq and is a predicted model, not a curated record.
AUGGGAAUGUCAUCGAGUUUCCUAGUUACUUUUGUAGGAGUUCUAGUUCUUGUCAUUCUCAUUCAAGCUAAGGGCCAACCAGGAUUCAUCAGCAUAGAUUGCGGAGCUCAAGCAGGUGUCAACUAUACUGAGCCUUCACUAGACAUAAAUUACGUUUCGGAUGCAGAUUUCAUAAAUACUGGUGUGAGUGGGACAAUAUCAUCUGAAGAUAUCAAAAGACACAGUCAACGACAACUGUGGAGGCUGAGAAGCUUCCCGGAAGGAAAAAGGAACUGCUACAAAAUAAGCGUCACAGGAGGCUCUAGGUAUCUCAUACGCACUACUUUUCUGUACGGAAAUUAUGAUGGCCGAAAUAUGUUACCACAGUUUGAUCUUCUUCUCGGACCUAACCACUGGGCUACAGUCACUAUAUUCAAUGCAUCAAUGGACCAAUCCAAUGAGAUCAUUCAUAUACCUUCACUGGAUUUCGUACAAAUCUGUCUAGUGAACACAGGCAAUGGCACACCAUUUAUAACAACCAUAGAAUUGAGGACUUUGAAAAAUGAUACAUACGUUACUCAAUCCGGAUCACUGCAAAUUUACAAUGACCUACGUUGCGAUUUGGGUUCAGACAGAGGCUACAGAUACUGGUCUGAUGUUUAUGAUCGUUUCUGGUAUGGUCGUGAGUGGGACGCCUGUAACUUCGGCGAAAAUUGGAAACCACUAAAUGCCUCCAUUCCCGAUGAUUCUUUAAAUGAGAAUGAUUACAAGCCGGGUGCAACUAUCAUGAGCACCGCAGUUGAACCACAAAAUGAUAGUGCUCCGUUGGUAAUAAGCUGGGAGCCACAACAUGAAACUGACGAAUUCUAUGUGUACAUGCACUUCACGGAAAUUCAAGUGUUAACCACCAAUCAGACAAGACAAUUCAACUUCAUGUUGAACGAUGAAUCAUGGUAUGAAAAUUUUUCUCCACGCUACCAUGGUAUGAAUACUAUAUAUACGACGUCAGCCAUCAGUGGGAAAGAACUUAAAUUUUCACUGGAGAGGACUGAAAAUUCAACCCUCCCUCCCAUCAUAAGUGCCAUUGAAAUUUACAGAGUAAUAGAAUUACAGGAACCAGAAACAUUCCAAGGAGAUGUUGAUGCGAUUACUACCAUCAAGUCAGUUUAUGCGCUAGCAAGAGAUUGGCAAGGCGAUCCCUGCGCCCCUUUAGCCUAUUUGUGGGAUGGUCUCAAUUGUUCUUAUCACACAAAUGAUUCUCCAAGAAUCACAACUUUGAAUUUAUCUUCCAGUGGAUUACAUGGAAAGAUUCAUCCUUCAAUUUCAAAUCUCGCCAUGCUGGAGAAAUUGGAUUUAUCAAACAAUAGCUUAAACGGUGAAAUUCCUGAUUUUCUGUCACAACUGCCACACUUGAAGAUCUUAAACUUAGAGAAGAAUAACCUCUCCGGUUUAAUUCCCUCAGCACUUCAUAGAGAUUCCCUCUCACUAAGUGUGGACAAUAAUCCAAAUCUAUGUGAACCUGAUCAAUGCAACAAGAAUAAACACAAGAAAAACAAUAGCAUUGUUACACCCUUGGUAGCAUCUGUUGGCGGGGUUUUGAUUCUUCUGGUAGCAGUGGCAGCUAUAUUGUGGACAACUAAAAGGAGAAGAAUUAAAGAUAAAAAUACUUCGACGGUAGAAAAGGAUCAGAGUGAGAAAUCACCACAAUACACUGAACAAAAUGAUUCAUCACUGCAAUCCCAAAAACAGAUAUAUACAUACUCUGACAUCCUUAAAAUCACCAACAAUUUCACUACAGUUGUUGGUAAAGGAGGAUUUGGAACAGUUUAUCUGGGCUAUAUAGAAGACACUCCAGUUGCAGUGAAAAUUCUUUCCCCAUCUUCUGUUCGUGGUUAUCAACAAUUUCAAGCAGAGGUUAAACUUCUUAUGAGAGUUCAUCACAAAAAUUUGACCUCCCUUGUUGGUUACUGUAAUGAAGGAACCAAUAAGGGUCUCAUAUACGAGUACAUGGCUAAUGGAAACUUACAAGAGCAUCUCUCUGGUAAACGAAGAAAAAGAAAUUUCUUUAGCUGGGAAAAGAGACUUCGUAUAGCAGUGGAUGCAGCCUCAGGAUUGGAGUAUCUGCAAAAUGGUUGUAAGCCANCAAUAUUCCACAGAGACAUAAAAUCAACAAACAUCUUGUUGAAUGAACACCUCCAAGCAAAAUUAUCUGAUUUUGGUCUNUCCAAAAUUAUCCUAACAGAUGGGGAAACUCAUGUGUCAACUGUUAUUGCUGGUACUCCUGGUUAUCUAGACCCUGAAUACUAUCUAACGAAUAGAUUAACAGAGAAGAGCGACGUUUAUAGCUUUGGUGUUGUGCUUUUAGAGAUAAUCACAAGUCAACCAGUGAUAGGGAAGAAUGAAGAAAAAACCCACAUAAGUGAAUGGGUUAGGUCCUUGAUCGCAAAAGGUGAUAUCAAUGCCAUUGUGGACUCAAGGUUGGAAGGAGAGUUUGACAGUAACUCAGUUUGGAAAGCUGUAGAAAUAGCAACGGCAUGUGUUUCUCCAAAUCCCAACAGAAGGCCAAGGAUAAAUGUGGUGGUGAAUGAACUGAAAGAGUCUUUAUCAAUGGAAUUAGCUCGAACUGAAGAUAGAAGUACUCAAACAAGUGAUUCAAUUAACCAGGUCAUCAUGAAUCUCAAUACAGAAUCUCUUCCCCAGGCCAGGUAA